AUGUCAGCUCUGGCUUUGAAUAUCCAGAACGAUUAUGAAAAGAUCUUUAUUACAAGAAAAGAAUUGAAGACACUAUACAAUAACAUCCUCAAGUCUCUACUUGUAAAGCUCAAUUUGCACCUACCCACAUCCAACAAUGAUCCAAUCAAGAAUGAGGUAUAUCUGAAAGUGGAGAGUUGCUUGCUAAAUACAUUCCAAAAUCUACUAAGCUCUCUUUUGGUAGAUGGAGAAGAUCGAAGUAGAGACUCUAUAAUGGAGCUUUUACUGGUUGAUGACAACGACAAUGACGUGGAGCCAUUUGACAUUGAAUUGGAUAACGAACUACGAGCUAUCUUAACUGAGUAUGAUGAUGUUACUGUUGAAUUGAGUGAGUUGAAGCGUGUGCUACAGAAGAGCAUUGUGGAUAAUUACCAAAACUCCGUAGCUCGUAUAGACGAUGAAGUCACCCAGGUGAUCCAACUCAUUGACGACAAUGUUGGCCGACGUGAAAAGGAUCCUUUGGCUGGUGAGGCUUUAGAAAGUUUGAACGAGGUGGAUAUUGACCGCAUGAAUGCGGAUUACUUCAAGUAUUUGCAAACAAUCGACAAAUUGAGUGAAAGAGUACCGCACUUAAGAAAGGAGAUUGGUGAAUACUCGAAACUGAUUGACUUUUUGAAGGAAAGGGAGAUGUAG
Lodderomyces theae is the source of this 672-nucleotide messenger RNA. Its product is annotated as MIND complex subunit. Gene Ontology annotation, biological process: mitotic sister chromatid segregation. Gene Ontology annotation, cellular component: kinetochore. The coding region runs from base 1 to 672 and encodes 223 amino acids. The record is from RefSeq and is a predicted model, not a curated record. The transcript has a single exon. NCBI's taxonomy places the organism in Eukaryota, Fungi, Ascomycota, Pichiomycetes, Serinales, Debaryomycetaceae.